Messenger RNA from Malaya genurostris, 1816 nucleotides. RefSeq names its product cryptochrome-1 (gene phr6-4). The coding region runs from base 80 to 1726 and encodes 548 amino acids. NCBI's taxonomy places the organism in Eukaryota, Metazoa, Arthropoda, Insecta, Diptera, Culicidae. Gene Ontology annotation, cellular component: nucleus; cytoplasm. The transcript is spliced from 2 exons. Gene Ontology annotation, molecular function: DNA binding; FAD binding. Gene Ontology annotation, biological process: circadian regulation of gene expression; entrainment of circadian clock by photoperiod. The record is from RefSeq and is a predicted model, not a curated record.
CUUUUGUUUACCAAAAAUUGCUACGAAAUAUUUCGGUUUUUAUUUUGAUAAAUUUUCAUAACAAUCACAUCUCGUUUCGAUGUCCUCGAAACAAACGGUUGUCCAUUGGUUUCGGAAAGGACUUCGUGUGCAUGACAAUCCGGCACUUGCAUCCGCCGUUCAACGCGUAACCGAUGCUCCGUUAGCUAACUUUGUGUUACGGCCAAUUUUCAUUCUUGAUCCGGAAAUCCGUAAAUGGCUUAAAGUAGGCCCAAAUAGGUGGCGAUUUCUCCAACAAUCGCUUGAUGAUCUGGAUCAAAAUCUCAGGAAAUUAAACAGCAGAUUGUACGUUGUUAGAGGAGAUCCCGUUGAAGUUUUUCCAAAGCUUUUCCAGCAAUGGAACGUUUGCUUGCUUACCUACGAGUAUGAUAUCGAGCCAUAUGCGAUAAAGAGAGAUGCGAUUGUGCACAAAUAUGCAAAUGAAAGAGAAAUUGAAGUUCUGGUCGAAAAAUCUCAUACCAUUUACGACCCAAACGUCAUUCUAAGCAAAAAUGGAGGAAAAGUUCCUCUAACUUACCAAAAGUAUGGAAAUCUAGCAUCAACAUGUAAACAACCAAACCCAGUAGACGUUCCAAGCCAACUACGCGAGGGCUGUGAUCCGGAACAGGAUGAAACGGAACGAAAAGAUUUGCAUUGUUACGACGUUCCCGGUUUGAAAGAACUGGGCGUCGAACAGAAAGAGUUAGGUGAAUGUAAAUUUCCUGGAGGAGAAACGGAAGGAUUAAGGCGCUUGCAGGAGUACAUGAAGCGCAAAACAUGGGUUUGUUCGUUCGAGAAACCCAACACUUCUCCAAACUCGUUGGAACCGAGCACAACGGUACUCAGUCCAUAUGUAAAAUUUGGUUGUCUAAGCUCGAGAUUGUUCAUGAAUGAGUUGAAUAAGGUCCUGAAAGGUCAAAAACAUUCUCAACCGCCAGUUUCUCUGGUGGGACAACUGAUGUGGCGAGAGUUUUACUAUUGCGCCGCCGCUGCUGAGCCAAAUUUCGAUAAAAUGGUUGGCAACAAAAUAUGCCUGCAAGUGCCAUGGGAAACCAAUCAAGCCCACCUGGAAGCGUGGUCUCACGGUAGGACCGGGUAUCCUUUCAUUGAUGCUAUAAUGCGUCAGCUGCGACAGGAAGGAUGGAUCCAUCAUCUUGCGCGACAUGCAGUAGCCUGUUUUCUAACACGUGGAGAUUUAUGGAUUUCCUGGGAGGAAGGGCAGCGAGUAUUUGAGGAACUUCUACUGGAUGCCGACUGGGCUUUGAAUGCCGGUAACUGGAUGUGGCUAUCGGCGUCUGCUUUUUUCCAUCAAUAUUUUCGCGUGUACAGUCCGGUAGCUUUCGGCAAGAAGACUGAUCCGGAAGGCCAGUACAUUAAAAAGUAUGUUCCAGAAUUGUCUAAAUAUCCUUCGGGGAUAAUUUACGAACCAUGGAAGGCAAGUCCACAGGUACAAGCGAAGCUGGGAUGUGUUAUUGGUAAAGAUUACCCGAAGAGAAUUGUUAUCCACGAAGAAAUUUCCAAACUAAACAUUCAGAAAAUGACGAAAGCAUACCGAGACAAUAGAAACGCUAAGGAUGAAGCGAUUGCUGACGAUCAGGACGCAAAUCAAUUUACAAAUAAACGCAAAACCAGCAUCACACCGUCUAAAUCGCCUUCGAAGAAGGUUAAACGUGAAAACACGAUGGAUAGAUACUUAAAGCGGGAAUAGAAAAUCGUCUUAUUUGUUAAAAGCUGUUGAGAUAUAAUUUCGCAUUGCCUUUGAACGAAAAAAAAAUCACUGUACAGUUUACAUAAAUAA